UAUGAGCUUCAAACGCAGAUCACGCACAGCACACUGAUCAAAUCGAUCUCCCGACAAAAACCCUACGAAAAUGCAGGACAAGAAGGGAGAUGCAGCAGCUUCUGCCAACAAGAAGAACCCCAAAAAGGCCAACCUUUUGGAUCAUGGCUCCAUCAAGCACCUCCUCGAUGAGUCCGUUUCUGAGAUCGUGACGAGCAAGGGGUACACUGAGGAUGUGAGGCUGAGCAACAUUAGAUUGUUGCUUGGGAUCGUUAUUAUCACAAUUGCUCUCUUCGCUCAGUUCUACAACAAGAAAUUCCCUGAUAAUCGGAAUUUUCUCCUCGGCUGCAUCGUGUUGUAUAUUAUAUUCAAUGCGAUUUUGCAAGUGAUUGUGUACACAAAGGAGAAGAAUGCUAUUCUAUUCACUUAUCCUCCAGCUGGAUCUUUUAACAGUACUGGCUUAGUCGUGUCUUCGAAGUUGCCUAGAUUCUCGGAUAUGUAUACACUCACAAUAGCGAGUGCAGAUCCCCAGUCAAUCUCAGCAAAAUCACCAGUGGAGCUUACCAAGAGCGUAACACAAUGGUUUACCAAGGAUGGAGUUCUUGUGGAGGGGCUGUUUUGGAAAGAUGUUGAAGCACUAAUCUUCGACUACGCCAAAGAAAACAAAAAGAGCAAGUGAAUUCAAUCUCUCUCUCUCAAGCCCCAAGCAGCAGAAAUGGAGAGCAUCAGCCAUCUUUUACUAGCACAUGAUAUGUACUUUGGAACUUAAAUCUCUUUGCUUCGACGGAAUCUGAUAGUGCUAUACUAGAGAGACUAAUAUCUUAGCAAAUUAACUGAAUAUAUAAACCCUUAAUCAUGCUUCUUUUUUUAUUCACCCUAGACUAUGAAUACAUUCAUAAUUGAUAGGCCAUCCAACUUUUGUUUC
Ipomoea triloba (trilobed morning glory) is the source of this 904-nucleotide messenger RNA. RefSeq names its product probable signal peptidase complex subunit 2. The transcript is spliced from 5 exons. The record is from RefSeq and is a predicted model, not a curated record. NCBI's taxonomy places the organism in Eukaryota, Viridiplantae, Streptophyta, Magnoliopsida, Solanales, Convolvulaceae. Gene Ontology annotation, cellular component: membrane; signal peptidase complex. Gene Ontology annotation, biological process: protein targeting to ER. The coding region runs from base 71 to 658 and encodes 195 amino acids.